AUGAACCGCCAUUUUCGUCGUGUGGAUGGUACGAUCCCUAUCUCAGCACUGCUUUACGAGGACGAAGGGUUGGUGGCUAGUCAGGGUGCAGUUGGGCUCUACGAUGGCAAGGAGAAAGCCCCUGAUCACCAAAACGGCACUAUCCAUGUUACAUCGCACCGAUUGAUCUAUAUCGACAACCUCAACCCCCGCAAAUUCUCUACCUCAUGUAAUCUAUCCCGGAUAAAACAGACGGAUGUGUAUGCAGGGUUCCUCAAGUCGUCAGCCAAGGUGAUAUUGUAUCUGUCUUCACACGAGGACAAAGACAGCUCGAACCCCGAAGUUGUUGUAACUUCAAUCAACGGCGAGGACGAGGAACUCGAGUUGGAGGGGGGCGGAAAGGAAGGAUGGCUAUGUCCAAUAUGCAGCUACAACAACCCUCCGAGUGCGAGCGACUCUUCUGCUCCUGUGUGCGUGUUAUGCGGUGUUCCCAAGAAUGAUGACAUUCCUAUGCCGCAACAAUUCCGGUCCGUUAGAAGUAACAAGACCGUUCGGCCUGCACUCGAAAUCCCUACAUCGAGUUCUCUGCCCUCGAGUGCUGCUGUAUCGGCGCCUACUUCGCCCGUUGCCCCGAACGGCGAGAUUGCUUGUCCAGCAUGCACGUUUUUUAACCAUCCCUCCAUGACUCACUGCGAGAUUUGUUCGACCCCUCUCGGAAAUGUGACUCUACGAUCGCCAAAGCCCACGAUGGGAACAAGCUCGUCACCAGCUAGUCCAUCAAGGUCACUUUCUGCGACACCCGUAACUACGCCUUCCAAAACGCCUACGACUCCUGAUCCCAACGCCCGCGAUAUGAUCAAGAUCAGUUUUAGAAAGGGUGGAGAUAAAGUGUGGUAUGCGGCUUUGAAACGGACGUUGUUGGCCAAAGCUUGGGCUCGGGUGGCUGAUUAUGCCAAACUCUUGAACCAAAAGCUUACCCAACAAGAAGAAGCAGACCGUCGAAGGGGAGACGAGUCAGGCCUGUUGUCCGGUAGUGAUUCGGCUCCGUCCGAUUCCGAAACUACUUUUAUCCGCAGCUCGCUUGCACGACUUGGUUUGCCAACCGACGCGGUUACCCAAGAUAUGGUCGCAGAUGAGAAGGCUUAUCACUUGGAGUUAGCAAAAGAGCUUGGCGGACUGCUAUUAGGUGGAUACGGCGGAAAAGGAGGCAAGGCACGGGAGUCCGAUAGAAGGGGAUCCGGAAUUUUGAAAGACUCAAGGGGGAUCGUGGGUCUGGACGAAGUGUGGGGUGCAUGGAAUCGGGCGAGAGGCGUGGGCGAUUCUUCUCCCUCCUUCCACAUUGCUAUCAGUGGCCUGCGCGUACUGCAUACACCCGACUAUACGCGAGAAGCGUUUGCCAGACGUAUGGAUUUACUUCUCAAGGAAUGUUUUCCGGUCGGCAAAACUACUUUCCAGAUUGCGGUAGCUGAAAAUGAAGGCGCCCCGGGAUCUCAGUCUAGGGGUGCGGGGAUUCAAAGUACAGGGGGAGAAAUUCGGAAUGAAAGUGCCGGUGUAAGCUUAGUGAUGGUCCAGGAAAUGAUAGAAUGUGCGGAAGAGGAUGGUGCUGUCGUACGGGAUCUAGGACUUGGGGAAGCCGGAGAGCUCAGAUGGUUGCCGAAUUUGUUUGUGGGAUACAUUUGGGACGGGGACUGA
Molecule: messenger RNA, 1671 nt
Organism: Rhizoctonia solani
Lineage: Eukaryota; Fungi; Basidiomycota; Agaricomycetes; Cantharellales; Ceratobasidiaceae
Product: vacuolar protein-sorting-associated protein 36
Exons: 5
Coding region: 1-1671 (556 amino acids)
Biological process (GO): protein transport to vacuole involved in ubiquitin-dependent protein catabolic process via the multivesicular body sorting pathway
Cellular component (GO): late endosome membrane; ESCRT II complex
Molecular function (GO): ubiquitin binding; phosphatidylinositol-3-phosphate binding
Source: RefSeq, a predicted model, not a curated record